UAUUGCUUUCCUAAAAUUCAACGUUUUCUAUUUUCUGUUUCAGGCUUGGCGAAUGGUCAACAGUUGAAGGGAAACCAGGAAGAUCCCUGCAAAACGAAAUCCCGUGUUGUUGCUGAUGAGACUUACUGCGACAGGUAUUGGGAGUGCGUCAACGGACAACCAGAACUGUACGACUGUCCGAACGGUUUGGUUUUCGCCGGCAAAAACAGAGGCGUCACCGAGGGCUGCGAUUAUCCAUGGAGGUCGAACUAUUGCGAUAGCAAACAGCAAGCCAACACACCACUUGGAACCGAACAUUGCGAUUGGUUGUACGGUAUCUUCGGACACGAAACAUCUUGCACCAGGUACUGGACCUGCUGGAACGGAACCGCCACCGAGCAACUCUGCAUCGGAGGACUCUUAUACAAUGAGCGUUCCCAUUCCUGCGAUUGGCCCGAAAACGUUGACGGUUGUCAAAAGCAUCCUCUCUGCAACGAGGACGCCAACGGUAACGUUCCAUUAGGCAAAUCCUGCAACAGAUACUGGCAAUGCCAAGGCGGAUACCCGCGUCUUCAGAGGUGUCCUGCUAUGUUGGUCUUCGACCGUCGUUCCCUGCGUUGUGUCGUCCCACCGACAGAAGACUGCGAUAUUCCUUCCACCCCAGCACCUAAUCAGAUCGACAACGAUAACGGCGAAGAGAACAUCCCGCAGAACAACCCACAUCGGGCAGGAAACAAUGGCGGAGCAUCCGGAAACCCGGCGGACUUCAUCAAUUUACCUCCGGGCGCCAUCCCGAUUCCCAGCAAAAACAGGCAGAGGAACUGAAUCUGAAGAACUGGAGGAAGAAGCAGACCAUCGUACUGCACGAAGAAGAAAAAGAAAAGAAAAAAAAACUCCAGUCUUCACCAUUCUUAACUUUGUAUAUAACCUAAGUUGUUUUUUAUUGUUUAAUUACUUAACCAUUUCUUUCGAGAAGGGAAUUUCUUAAUGAAAUUAAAUUAUUUUCCUUGCGCCAGUAUUCCAAAAAGAAAAA
Nicrophorus vespilloides is the source of this 1012-nucleotide messenger RNA. It is a transcript of the gene Cpap3-d2, whose product is annotated as chondroitin proteoglycan-2-like. The annotation marks the transcript as partial. Gene Ontology annotation, cellular component: extracellular region. Lineage: Eukaryota; Metazoa; Arthropoda; Insecta; Coleoptera; Silphidae. The record is from RefSeq and is a predicted model, not a curated record. Gene Ontology annotation, molecular function: chitin binding. The transcript has 3 exons.